This is a messenger RNA of Symbiodinium sp. CCMP2456, 372 nucleotides long. NCBI's taxonomy places the organism in Eukaryota, Dinophyceae, Suessiales, Symbiodiniaceae. The record is from the annotation of a GenBank genome assembly.
GAGCAGAUUUACAGCCCAAAGACCGGGUGCUUGGAUCGUUUGGCCAAAGAGGCAACCGCUGCGUGGCUGAAUGCUGCGACACUGAGGCGGCCAUUGGACGUGUCUGCAGCUUACCCUGCAUUUCCAACAGACGACGCGGUCUUGCGCGCCAUCCUCGAGGACCCAGACUUCGUGCCGCUGCGCCGCGUCUUCCCAAAGCCCUUGCUGAGCUCGGAGCAUGCGGCCGGAGGCCAGGAGGGUGACCUCCCGCCCGUGGGCAUGUGCCCAUCUAUCGACCCUGCAUCUGGACUGAUACCCGAUGCCAUCUCCACGGCCUUCUUCUUGGACGUGGAACACUCCUGCCUGCGCGGAGCCGUUCGCUUCGGGCCACAG